AUGACAUCCCCCCAAACCCUCCAAUCAACCUACCGCCUAAACUCAGGCCACGAGAUCCCCAUCCUCGGCUACGGCAUAUCCUACAAACUAACCAAAGGAAAAACCAAAAGCUCCCCAUCAAAAACCGAAAUUCCCGUCCUAGAAGCCUUGAGCACCGGCUACCGCCAUGUUGACUCAGCAAUCAUGUACCGAAACGAAAAGGCCUGCGGUCAUGCAAUUGCAAAGUCAGGGCUAGACCGCUCCCAGAUCUUCUUUACUACUAAGAUCCCGCCCGAGUCUAUGGGGUAUGAGAGGACUAAGCGGGCCGUGGAGAGUAGUCUCCGGGAGGCGGGGGUGGAGUAUUUCGAUCUAAUCCUAAUCCAUGCCCCCUACGGCGGCAAAGAAGACCGUCUAGGCUCCUGGAAGGCACUCGUCGAAGCGCAGAAAGCGGGGAAAACGAAAUCAAUCGGCGUCUCCAACUACGGAAUCCACCAUCUCGACGAACUCGAGGAGUACAUCCAGCAAGGAGGCGGCGGGAGGAUCGACGUCGGCCAAUAUGAGAUCCAUCCGUGGUGCGCGCGCGAGGAUAUCGUCGAGUGGCUUCAGAAGCGGAAUAUCGUUGUCGAGGCUUAUUCGCCGCUUGCGCAUGGGACUCGUAUGGGUGAAGCUGUACUGAGGGAAUUGGGGAAGAAGUAUAAUAAGUCGCCGGCGCAGAUUAUGAUUCGGUGGUGUUUGCAGAGGGGUCUUGUGCCUUUACCGAAGUCUGCGACGCCCAGUCGCAUUAGGGAGAAUGCGGAAGUGUUUGAUUUUAAGUUGGAUGAGGAGGAUGUGAAGAGGCUUUUUACAGGAGAGUAUGAGCCUACGGAUUGGGACCCUACGCUUGAUUUUGAUUAG
This is a messenger RNA of Aspergillus oryzae RIB40, 873 nucleotides long. RefSeq names its product aldo/keto reductase family protein. The record is from RefSeq and is a predicted model, not a curated record. Gene Ontology annotation, molecular function: oxidoreductase activity. NCBI's taxonomy places the organism in Eukaryota, Fungi, Ascomycota, Eurotiomycetes, Eurotiales, Aspergillaceae. The transcript has 5 exons. The coding region runs from base 1 to 873 and encodes 290 amino acids.